CGGGUAAAAGAUGAGAAAUUUCUCACCAGCAUUGCACUUUUCACUGAAAAGUUUUUAGUGAUGUGAAAUUGUUACUUGCAUCUCAUUUUUAUCAUCCAUAAUUAUAUUAAUAAUUCUCAUCAAGUCUCGUAUUGGGAAUCAACUGACUAAUUUGAUUUAGGUCAAAAUGAACCGAACAAUCGCGUUAGUCCGACUUGCACAAAGAUGUCAUGGGCAAGUUGUUGGAAUAUCAUCAGCACCUGCACCAUCACUUCCAAGAUUUUUGAAGAGUUCAAUUGUCCCAUUUCUUCCACCGAUACGGUACAAAUCGUCGACACCAUUGAACACAGUCAUAUUAUUUGUUCCUCAACAAGAAGCUUGGGUUAUUGAGAGAAUGGGCAAAUUCCAUAGAAUACUGGAACCCGGACUGAAUUUUUUGAUUCCAAUUCUUGAUCGAAUUAAGUAUGUAAAUAGCCUGAAAGAAAUUGCAAUUGAUAUUCCAAAACAAUCUGCAAUUACUAAGGAUAAUGUCACCCUAACUCUCGACGGCGUCUUGUAUCUGAAAAUUAUUGAUCCCUAUAAAGCAAGCUAUGGUAUCACCGACCCUGAAUUCGCAAUUACACAAUUAGCUCAAACAACAAUGAGAUCGGAGUUGGGGAAGAUAGCACUAGAUACUAUAUUUCGGGAACGAGAAAGCUUAAAUAUUAGUAUUGUGGAGUCCAUUAACAAGGCUGCUGAGUCCUGGGGAAUUGCAUGUCUCCGUUAUGAGAUUCGUGACCUAAAGUUGCCUUCAAAAGUGCAAGAAGCUAUGCAAAUGCAAGUCGAAGCUGAACGUAAAAAACGGGCGCAAAUUUUGGAAUCUGAAGGAGCUCGAGAAUCAGCUAUAAAUAUUGCGGAAGGAAGGAAAAAAAGUCAGAUCUUAGCCUCAGAGGCUGAGAUGCAGGAAAAAAUCAACUAUGCCAAGGGUGAAGCUGAGGCACUGCUGACAAAGGCUGAAGCUCGUGCUAAGAGUAUUGAAAAAAUUGGAAGCGCAUUGGAAAAGUCAUCAGGACAUGAUGCAGGUUCCCUUAUUGUUGCAGAGCAGUACGUCGCCGCUUUCCAAAACCUAGCAAAGAAGACAAAUACACUGCUACUUCCCUCUGACGUGGCCAAUGUUCCUUCGAUGGUUUCACAAGCCAUGUCCAUUUACAAAACUCUCGCGAGUCCUACAAACACCAACUCUGCUGACUCGAGCAAGACUGACGAUAUGGAAGAGUAUUUCAGCGAUGAUGACGACUUGAAACGAAUACGGGACGGACACAGAGAUAACAUUUCUACGGAAGGUUCCUCAAAGAGGGAUUCUCAAUUUACGUAAUUAAAGUGCUUCUCAAGUAUUUGGGAUUUAAUCUUAACUAAUUAUUCUGUCAUUACCAAGUUAUUUUCACGUAUGAUAAAUAUAUAUCCAGUCUGAUGAAUGUAUA
Molecule: messenger RNA, 1439 nt
Organism: Folsomia candida
Lineage: Eukaryota; Metazoa; Arthropoda; Collembola; Entomobryomorpha; Isotomidae
Gene: Stoml2
Product: stomatin-like protein 2, mitochondrial
Exons: 14
Coding region: 167-1333 (388 amino acids)
Cellular component (GO): membrane
Source: RefSeq, a predicted model, not a curated record